AACACCUUCAUUCUGCUUAAUACCCGGUGAUAGUUAGCUGGAAGCAUCAAGAGGGGGAUCUCCGUUAGAUGGACAUGAAGUACAUAUUGCUUCGGAAUUCGGAUUGGCGGCUGCAAGCUUGUGCGUGGAGCAAUCAUAAUUUGUUCAAGCCUCCGCUUUCAUUUCCCCUCUUCCACCACUUUAAUGCUGUCCAUUUGUUAUGACAUCAGCCGUUUAUACCCGCACAUCUGUUACACAUAAUUUGAGGGGAUCUGAAGGCAUAGCCAACCAGUCAAAUGGACAAGCUUUAACACUAGUUGCCGUGCUUCAAGCCUCCAACGUCUUAUUAGUAUUGAAGGCCUUUUGCCAACGACAACCUCUCCUCAAUAGCACGGAGCAUAGCCGUUUUCUAGCUGGUGGUACGACAUUCACGAUGGGAACUUUCAUCGAAGAAUGCAGGAGAUUUUAGCUUACUCCUCGACUGUGCGUCUUGGGAGUUAUAUUCUCUGCCAAUAGGUCCUUGGUUAAUCCAUCGCUCCCGAGACCCCAGGCUUGCAAGCCCGUCUCCUAGAUGGGAAACAAUCCCCGCAGUAUUGGGGGAUGUUGAUAUACGAAGAAUAUGCCAUGGAAUGCGCAGACUUGCGGGGCAAGAGAAGAUAAAGAUCGAAAGCAGCAACAGGAGACUCUCAAAGACCUUGAUCCGGCGUCUUCUAUAUUAUCCUUGCAUUGAGAUGUCACUAUCGACAAAGGAGGGAAAUGCUGUUGGCGACCAAACUUUUGAAAUCAGCCAUUUCAUCGAUUCCUGUUUAUUCUUCAGUCCUGAUACAUGAUCUAGUGGGGGUUAAUUUGCUCAUUCUCAACAAUUGACUCUAGACUCACUUGAUCCAAGGCUUUGACCCCAUUUCCCCCUCAUUUCUUUGGAUUGAGCCGAUCAUGCGAUACUGCAAGUGCUCAAAUCCAAUCUUGUAAUUGCUAUUUUACUCGUGAGUUCUUUAAAGAUGCCAGUUCUCUUAUGCAGCCACGAACGAAUCUUCACUGCGGAUGCAUCGGAUGGGUUCAAUAGAUCGUAUUCAAAUGAGGGGGAAGCGCAGACUUGAAGAAUUUGAAUGUUGCCCCCUCAGCCCUUGGCUUUAGUAAAAUUGAGGGCAUUCGCCUUGCUACAGCUGCAAAAUCGUCUAUAUAUACACCUCAAAUCUCCAUGAAAGAGCAAGAUCAAAGCUUCCAUAUCCAUCAUCAUUUACUUACUUACCAAAACUCAUACUCAUUACCAUUCUCUCAAUAGCACCACAAUGUCUUCUCUUCUAACCACAGAGCUUGCUUGCACUUCUGCUCCUGAUCAAGUCCUACACCUCUUCUUCCAGGAGGGCCAAAACAUCCUUGAAGCGCGAUCUCCAGAUGGUGGCAAUGUUUGGACCACUCAAGACACUGUUAUUUCCAAAGAUGGAGAUUACAAUGGUUCUUCGAUGACAUGUUAUUAUGUAGACAAGGACGCGAACUUCGAUAACCAGCCUUCAAUUCAUCUUCUCUACAUUAACAAGGACAAGCAAUUGAUGGAAAAAGUGAAGCGCAUGAAGGGGGACAAUCCAAUCUGGGAGGACGUCAAGAUCCCAGACGAAGUCAAGAAAGGCCCAGAGCAAUAUUCGAGAUUGGCUAGUGGGGCUUUCAAUUCAGGUAGUGGAUGGAAUCCAAAUGGUUCGCAGUGGGCCUACUUUUCAGCUAUCAAGGACGGCAAGAUGGGCAUUGUUGAAAUUAGACGCACUCCAAAGGACCCAUGGCAUACUGAGACCAUUCUCCCUGAGAAAUGGGGCGAGGAGCUCCCAGGUACCUCCCUAGAUUGCACAAUCUCGAGCGGAAGAAUCAGGAUCUUCUUCCAGCACCAUGACUAUAGCAUCCGUUUGUUUGAGAACCAAGAUAACAAGUGGCAUGACCGAGGCGUCUACGUCGAGAAAGACAAGGUUCAAGCCACAACACCAAUUGCUUGCACCAUGACUAAGGACGGAAAGGUUCAUCUUUUCUACGUCGCAAAAAACAACAAGAUUGUUCACUGCACCGAUGGAAAGAAAGAGGAAGAACUGGUCAAUUUCUUCCCGGGCUCAAAGUUGGGCGCCACAUCAGUUGACAACAAGAUCACCUUGUUCUUCAGGAACUUGAACCCCGUCAAUGAGGUUGGUACAUUGGAGAACGAGAAUGGCUCAUGGAAGCAUGGCAGCACUGUCAUCCGUGCAUGAUUAAUAGUGAAUAAUUAGGAGGAGGUUCUUUCUUAUGUUAAUUCAGGGGACUCCCGCAUGAGGGGGGGAAAAGUUGUUAACUUUCUUUAAACACCCAACCACAAUCAGUCAUAUCGGGAUGAUAUUAUGAACAAAUUCACAUUCCUUGCAAUUUGCUUCACGAUCAAUCAGCUAAUAGUUACCUUUCCUUUCAAUUAAGUCAUUUGUCUCCCCGAAAUA
Messenger RNA from Botrytis deweyae, 2426 nucleotides. RefSeq lists its product as uncharacterized. The record is from RefSeq and is a predicted model, not a curated record. Lineage: Eukaryota; Fungi; Ascomycota; Leotiomycetes; Helotiales; Sclerotiniaceae. The coding region runs from base 1269 to 2207 and encodes 312 amino acids. The transcript is spliced from 5 exons.